GCUGCUGCGGCAAGGCGUCGCACGGAUGAGGAGCAGGCAGCACAGCGAGCGUCUGCGAUGGACUGCGCAGCAGGGGCUCCCAAGAGGCAGUCAGCAGGGAAAUUUCGCGCGCUGCAGGACAGCUGAGCGCCGACGGCCCGGCCACGCUGCUGUCAAGCAGGCCCGCCCCUCCGCACCUGCGACGGUGCCUUGCUUGCUGCUGCGAGCAGCGCUCGAAUCAACCCUUUCAGCAGCGCCGCUACUCUUAGCUUCCAAGCCGCAGCCAGUCGAGCACAAGCCUAGCACGGGCGCCACCAAGCAUCUUGCUGAUGCUACGUCUGUGUCCUCCGCAGCCGUGACACCGAGCUUCGGCCUCGGUGUCCGUCAUGCCUCGUCGACGGAGCUAGGCGUCAGCCCUGCCUGGACCUUCAGCGUCGGCGACCUCAGUGCACCUCUCGUCGGCACAUCUCCUGGGACAGCGUCCUCGUCUCCAGAUCGCCGCACUCGCAGGCUGAGGACCCUUCAUCUCGUCUCGGGCGCCGACGAUCGCGAGAUCGGGACGAUCGCGCAAGCAGCUUUGGACAUCGAAACGGGGACAGAGACGCGAUCGGCUGGCUUUGGCCCGUAAGAGGAGGAAGGGAAGUGCUGUACCGAGAGCUCGGUACUGCGUGGGG
Molecule: messenger RNA, 653 nt
Organism: Tilletiopsis washingtonensis
Lineage: Eukaryota; Fungi; Basidiomycota; Exobasidiomycetes; Entylomatales
Exons: 1
Coding region: 26-607 (193 amino acids)
Source: RefSeq, a predicted model, not a curated record